Molecule: messenger RNA, 3472 nt
Organism: Rhineura floridana
Lineage: Eukaryota; Metazoa; Chordata; Lepidosauria; Squamata; Rhineuridae
Gene: CCDC92B
Product: coiled-coil domain containing 92B
Exons: 4
Coding region: 458-1396 (312 amino acids)
Source: RefSeq, a predicted model, not a curated record
UUUACGCCUUUGCUCGCUCUCUCGCUCUCCCCUUCUCUCUCUCGGAUCUGCUUCUGCCCUUUCCCCCCAGGGCCUGCUGCGGGGCACCUCCAAGCCACCAUCCUCCAUCCCACCCCCCAUCCUUGCCAGGAGGAAGGCGGGCGAAGCAGCCGGGGAAAGAUCUACCAUGGAGCCUGCCACUCGGGGAUGGAUGCCCUUGUGCCCACUGCGCCACGAGGCUUUAAAGGAGAUCGCCGCCGCCGCCUCCUAGGAAAGCCAGCAAACGGGGCAAGUGAAGAAGGAGGGGGGUCUUCCUUCCUCCCUCUCCUCCCCCCCCGGGAUAUUUGCGGAGAGGGGGAGGGUUUGGAUGCCCCUCUUCGCCCUUGCAGCGCCUGCCAUCUCCCUCCGUUGAUGACACCUGGGUGCCUCCAUCAGCUCCUCCUCGUUUUGCCAGGCACAGACUGUUGACUGUGUUGCGAUGGAGACCCUGUCCCUGGAGCACCAGAUCCAAAGCGUGCAAAGACACAUUGCCUUCCUGAAGAAGGAGCAGAUGGAACUCCUCCGUGAUUUGCACUUGGAGAUCCUGCGCUUACAGAAGCACUGCACAGAAUUGACCCAUGAUCUUGAAACAAAGCAACUGGAAGCUAACCAACAAGAAAUUAUUGACCAGGAAUUAGAAGAGAAGUGCAAGAUCGUGGAGGCCCGGCUGCAGGAGAAAGAGAUGGACAACCUGGAGUUGCGCAAGGAACUGAGACAUAAAGAGAGCCUCGUUGCUGCCCUCCGGUCCAACCUGAGGAAUAAAGAGAGGAAGUUCCUGGAGGAGCUGAAGAGGAGAAGCCACCGGGUGACCAUCCUCAACACGGAGCUGCAGAAACAGACAGAAGCAGCCGCUUACCUUUCUUUCCAGCUGCACGCCACCAAACAGAAGCUGCACAGUUCUCGGCAAAGUGGCAAGCCUCUCCCCGAGAAGCCUCCCGAGAAAGCUUGCCUCCCUCCACCCUGUAGUGAGGCCCGGCCCAAGAAACGGACUCAGAGGUCCCACCCCCGCAGGCAGGCUGCUAGCAACUUCCACGGCAAGGGGGCCUUCAAGGACCCGUCGUCUCGCGACCGGCUGAGCAGCUUUGAGGAAGACGAGCCAAUGCCCGACCCGGCCCUUUUUUUGUACACAAAACGGCACCAUGCCCCACCUCAUCGCCAGAGGUCAGAGCAUAAAGCAUCAGCUAUGUCUGUCAGAGUGGGCACUGACCAGAGGGACCCCAAAGGUGGUCAGCAGAGGCCGUCCACCCGGCAGCCCUACCUGGAACCAACAGAAGCUGUGAAUGGUGCCAGGACUGUGGGCAAACCUCGACCGUCUUCCAAAGGGGAACAGCACAAGCGAAAUGGCCGUAGCCCCCAAACUUCCAAAGACAUUGACUAAAAGAGGAGAAGAGAGAGAGAGGAAAGGGAAAACAUACAGCCAUUUUGAAAUAGCUUUUCUUAAGAGGUCGUACUAGAAGAGGGGCCGCUCUUUUCAAGCACAUUCCUAAAUUGGAGGCCAUUUUUGAAGAAGUGGUGUAAGGCCUCAGGGCCUCCUAGACAGAACCAUUUUGUCUGUCAUGUUGUUACAGCACCAAAAUACCUGUGUGCUCCUUGGGGAAUGGUGUCAGCAACAGUAGAACUGCCAAAACUGCAGACACUGGCGUGGUUUUGAACGUUGUGAUUGCAGCUGAAGUGAAUGUAGUAAGCCAUUUGCCACCGCAACAGCCAACAGCACUGCACAAUGUCUUGGCAAAGAGGACUGAGGAACUGAACCGCACAUUUCUGUGCCUUGAAAUUACAGCUUUGUUGUUGUUUUUUAGUUUUUCUGUUUCAAAUUCUGAAAACUUUGAAAACUUGCCGUUUGAAAUCUUGAUUUCGGAGGCAAGACUGAAGCUUUGGCACUGUCAUCCAGGUUUUGACCAUUCCGAAUGUGUGUGAUUCAUCCCAUCUCAAAUGGGUGUGGUUGCCCCCCGUUUCAGCACUAAUUGUGAUACCUGCGGCUCGAAGAGAAGAUGGCUGAGGAAGUUAGAUGUGAGCGUUUGGGGAGGUUAUACAUGUUGGGGAGUGUCUGGGUUUUUUUUUAAUGAUCUAGAACAGGGUAUUCUAAAGAAGUACUCCAAUACUCCUCCCUCGGGGGGUACAAGACAGUGAGGGGUUGGAUAACGGAGCAAAGUGCAACUGUAUAAAAUAUAUACUGCAGUAGCAACCACUUAAGUAUAGGAGAGUGGUAUAACAUCAGAGCUGAAAUCUGGGGAAGCAGAAUAGAAGUAGUCAUGGUGGACACCCAUGCUCAAACUAAAGGAAAGCCAGAAGGGCUCCAGGCCAUUGAUCCUUUGUAAGUGCCUCCUUACUACGAGGAUACAAGGGAGGCAUUUGUUUAAAAUUGUGAGGGGGCUGUGCACGAGGGGGUGGUGGACUCAUUAACUGCCCUCUAUUCCCCCCCUCCAAAAUUCAAUUAUCAGUGGGCACUAUGCAUUACAGGGUGUGAUAGAAGGCCCCCAUCCUUAAAUGUAUAUUUGGACAGGCUUACCUAAGUCUUAAGUCUCUAAUUCAAGGAUGGGGAACCUGCAGCCCUCCAGAUGUUGCUGGACUACAAUUUCCACUAUCCCUGACCAUCAGCCAUGCUGGCCGUGGAUGACAGGAGUUGAACAUCUGUAAGGCUGCAGGUUCCCGGUCCCUGCAAUAAUAUGUGGGUGGUACUUAGUAAAAAGAAAUCUGGGGUCUUCCUCUUUGUUUCUCUCGCUUUUACGCUUUCCAGACUGGGGAAACAUUUCCAGCUCCUAGGCACCACCAGUAUUAAAUGUUUAUAUAGCGGGGCAAAAUUUGAAAAUGACAUUUAAAUUUCAAACCCAAUUUAAUGUCUGGAUUUUUCCUCCCCCAAGUGCAAAUAUUUGUCUGAGGCAGAAGCUGAAUCAUAUACACACGUGUAUGUGUGUAUUCUAGUUCCUUGGUUCAAACAUCACAACGUUAGGAGCCCACAUCUACACGUCUGCCCCAUUGCCCCAAAGAGAGAAGUGCUUGUUAACUACUACAUUUAGGAGACCAUGAUUUAAAUCAAACUGAGGGAGAGUUAGGAAGUUUUAUCUGAUGUAAGUGAUAUAUUGAAAUUAAUGGACAUUACUAUUUUAGGACCAUUAAUUGUAAGGGGUCUACCCUGAGUAGAACUUAGUUGGCUACAAGCCAAGGUGUGCGGCUUGUGUGUGGGAUUCUAUUCAGAGUAGACCCGUUGAAGUUAAUAGACAUGACUAACUUAGGUUUAUUUAUUUCAAUGGGUCCACCCUGAGUGGGGCUUAGUUGACAACAACCUUGUGUCUUUAUUAAAGGCCUUCCUACCUUUUCCCCAUAAUUUGAGCCUAAAUGAUUCAACUUUUAAAGCAUGAUUGGAGACCCAAAUCAUGGUGAUCUCCAGUUUGGGGCACUGAAAUCUUAUCAAUGAUAACUGGCAUAUAUGUGCACCCCUGUGCAAAUGUCAGAA